Messenger RNA from Westerdykella ornata, 2457 nucleotides. RefSeq lists its product as uncharacterized. Bases 68 to 2443 code for a protein of 791 amino acids. Lineage: Eukaryota; Fungi; Ascomycota; Dothideomycetes; Pleosporales; Sporormiaceae. Gene Ontology annotation, cellular component: nucleus. The transcript has a single exon. Gene Ontology annotation, biological process: rRNA processing. The record is from RefSeq and is a predicted model, not a curated record.
GGUGAGAGUAGCAACACCUAUCUUCCCCUGCCGUUCACCUGGAUUUCGGAGGCUGGACUAGGUUGUGAUGGCCAAACCAGGUCCAAACGCGGCGGAGCUGUCCACCCUGCGUGCCAUAUCCUUCCGUCUCUCGUCAACCUCAAGCACCCAGUUGCCGCAACAGGUUCCGGCCAUCACCGCGUCACUGGCCAAUUGUAAGUCUUUACUCUCGUCAACACAGGCUUCUGGAUCCCAAUCAGCUUCGGAGGCUUCCGUAGCUGUUCACAAGUAUCGGACUCUACUUUCGACUCUCCUUCAGGACCGCACCGUUCAGGGCAGAUGGACAGCAAUCGUCUUGGUCAAGGCCAGCCUUGAAGUUGGAGGGUGGGAGACCCUUCAAAAGAGUCUCCCGUGGGUCCGCGGCCUCCUAGGAGUUCUCUCGAAGCCGGAUCCUCCGUCUUCGAAAAGACUAUGUCUGAUUACGCUAACCCGCAUCUUUAUCCUCACCCGGGACUAUCCCACACUGGUCCGGGAGAUUGCAACACCGUCUUUACCGGCCUACAUCCAGGCAUGCUUGCAACUCAUCUCGUCGGGACCUCCAGCGAGCCUGUUAGAGACGAUCCUGGAAAGCUUCAACCAACUGCUCCCAAGACAUCCGACCAUAUUUCGUACCUACAUCAAGCAGCUUCAGCAACUCCUCGGACAGCUCAUGGCCCCAACACCAUCCAGCAAGAUCAGCAGAGAACAGUUGCGGGGACAGAGGCUUGCGACUUCUUCUGAGAUUUCGGAAAGUGCUCGGCGACUAUAUGUCCAGUUGGCGUGCUGUGCGCCCAAAGGGGCCUCAAGUGAAGAGUGGGCCAAGUCACUGAAGGACACAAUCACGAACACCCAUCGGAUUGCAGAUAAAGUUUUUCGAGCCGUGGUGGAAGAAUGGCAACCCAUUCAUACGGCUCCUGCCCCUGUCAAUGGCCAUACUCUGGAGGAUGAAGUGCAAGAUCUCGAGCAAGACGUGCUUCAUCUACCUCCCUGGUCUGGCAUUCAUGCUGGUGGCGAAAGGCUUAUAGGUCUUCUUCACCUGGUCAGGGAGUAUCUGCGCACUCCCACGGCCGGCGCGAUUAAUCUGCAGAUGAGCUUUAUUGUGGAUCUUCUCACAAGGAUGCUCUCCCUCGCAGUCCCGGCAGCAUCGGGACCCGCAUCUUUGCCCAACGCUGUGCGAUUCAACAAUCAAGUCAGCAAGGAAGAGCGCGAAAUCUUAUGGAGCAUCUUACCCCAGGUGCACGUUGCUGCCUUGGAGGUGCUCAUAGUCCUGACGUGUCGAUUUGAGAAGAGUGCCGUCGGCCUCGAACUCAUCGUUCUCGAUCAGUUGACGUGGAUAUUUGGAUCAGAGAAGGGUGACGUACACAUUCGUGCUGUCUGUUACCGUGCACUCGCACAACUCCUUCACCGUUGCGGGGCAGCUCUUCCGAAGUCAUCUAUUGACACCCUCUCUCCUCUCAUCCGCAGGUGUUGCGAAGACGUUCUCCCUAUGGAAUCAACAAGCUCCGGGGCACCUCACACUCCGUCUCCGGGUAAUGAAAAUGGCAGUAGGAAGCCUGCCAUGUCGACAAAUGCGGAUGCUUUUUUGAAGUCUCCUUUGAGUCAAAGGGGACUCGCUGCAGGCUAUGCUGGGCUCCAACAGAGUGCGAUGCAACUUUUACCCGUCCUCCUUUCGAAGAUAAGGGCACAUAACUUGUCGGACUCGUUGAGAAUGCGCAUGGAUCGUACCGCCAUUCUCACUCAGCACAAGGACGCCAUGAUUGCCAGCGUGCUGAACCCUCCUCCCAGCAAGAAAUUUGGUAAACCGGCCGCGAGCAUUUUACCCCUUCUGGCAAGAUCUUUUUCCGGUGAAGCAGAUGUAGAGAUCGUCCUUCGACCUAGGAUGCCUGUGCUUCGCACCGGGCGUUCCGAAUCCGAUGAUUCUUCAGACAUGGAAGCCGAAGCCGAGGAGGUGGAAGAGGAGGCAGGGGAGGAAGCGGAGGAGCAGGUUGCUAGCGAAGAGCUCGACGUGACUCUUGACCCUGUAGCUGAAACCAGGAAUCAUAUUUCGACGACGUUGCAGGCUGAGCAUACUCCCCAGGUGCACCUGCCCGAACCCGAACUGCCUCCGCCAGCUCCCGCUUUCGAGACCACACAGUCCGUGGAGGGUAAACCUGACUCCUCCCCAAGUAUCAGUGUAGGCAAACGGCCGCAGACUGGCGAUAUUCCGCAAUUACCCGCAAAGCGUGUGAAGAUGGACGAACCGGAGCAGCCGUACCAAGUGGUGCCUCCAGCAACCACGCUACAGAAAGUCACAGUCUCGUCGGUUUCAGUGCCUUCAUGUGCGCCAGCAGCCCAGGAGAUUCAUGCCGAUGAUAGUGAAGGCGACGACGACGAUUUUGGUGAAUUGGUGUUGGGCCAGGAUACCGAUGAAGAAGCGGACGUCUAGUUAAAGUCCUCCGG